AGAGUGCAAACACGCAUACAGUGACCUAAUAAACAGAACCGGAGGAGGCUAUAAGCUGAAAAACUGCAGAAAACGACACUACAGUACAAGGACCACGACGGCCACUAUGACCGCUAUGAGGAGGCCUUUGGAAUGGCUUUGUUUAAUGCUAGUGCUCGUCUCAGGUGGUGCUCAGACGAUCAACUCAGACGGCUGCCCGGCCUGGUCUUCUGAGCCCGUCUUGGAAAAGCUGAAGGUCUCGGAUGAAUGCUUUGAGUUGCUUGCUGACAAGUGGAAUGACACUCAGACUGCAGCUAUACUUGACAACCUGCGCCGGCUGACAGACGUUUUACAGAAACAGCAAAAAAAAGAAUGUAAAGAGGUCAUGCCUGGUGACUGUCCUUUUCCAGUCAUUCCCAGUAAAGGAGGACUGGUGUGUGUAUCUGCGGAAACGAAGGUUUACUGCAAACCAAUGUGCAAUGAGGGCCAGGACUUCUCCUUUCUGAGGAGAACGAGGGUGUAUGAAGAAUGCAGUGCCACCACUAAUAAGUGGACAACACAAUACGUGGGUGGGAACAAGCUGGCCGUCUGUAACAAGUCUGACAUCCAGAUUUCAGGAGUUCCUUCAGCCUAUUUCCCUAAAGACCAGGACUGUUUGAAGACCAAGAGCGAGCAGGCUCUAGAGAAGAAGGUCAUCGAGACAUUUGAGAAAGAGCUGAGAGAUAACAACAUCCAAGGCCAGUUCACACAUAGCUGUCUCAUAUGUGGAUAGCUAGUUGAUGUAUCUCGACCCCCAAUGGAACUGAAGUAUUCAAUUUGACUGAUUAUUUCCAGUAUGAAUCUGCAUUGCCUUUAUAUUGAAUAGCCUUUUCCAGUGUGAAAGUAAUAACCUCGAGGUGAGUCUAAAUCACACAGACGUUCCUGACAGAACAGUAAAAACUGCUACAUACAGCAAACAUUAAAUAUGUCUUUCUGGCUUAUUCAGAGACUCUUUCAUUGUGUUAACAGCUAAAUGGUCAAUAUUCUGUCCUCAAUAAAAUACCUAAACUGA
This is a messenger RNA of Pygocentrus nattereri (red-bellied piranha), 1030 nucleotides long. RefSeq lists its product as uncharacterized. The coding region runs from base 107 to 751 and encodes 214 amino acids. Lineage: Eukaryota; Metazoa; Chordata; Actinopteri; Characiformes; Serrasalmidae. The transcript has 6 exons. The record is from RefSeq and is a predicted model, not a curated record.